GGCAAGAUGGCGGCCGCGCGGCGAGGGAGCGCGUCGUCCACGGCCCUCUCGUCAGUCCCUCUGCAGAUGCUGCUCUGUCUCAGUGGGACCUAUUUCGCCCUUUAUUUCCUGGCCACGCUCCUGAUGAUCGUGUACAAAAGUCAGGUUUUCAGUUACCCUCAGAAUUACCUGGUCCUCGACCUGACUCUGCUGUUUCUGAUGGGGACCCUGGAAGCAGCCCAGCUGUACUUUGGCACCAAGGGCAACCUGACGGAAGCAAAGGCGCUGCUGGCCACCAGCCUGAUCCUCACCGUGGCCGGCUCCCUGCUGUCUGUCUACUUCCUGCUCUGGCAGACCCUGGUGCUGUGGGCAGACUCGAUCCUCAGUGCCAUGCUGCUGACUUUCCACGGCCUGGAAGCCGUCCUGCAGGUGGUGGCCAUCGCUGCCUUCAUCAGCUAGGCAGGCCGUGCUCGGCCCCGGACAGCGCUGGACAGGAGCCCUCCUGGGAGCCCAGCAGUCCCUGCCCUGGUGCUCAGAGGAAAGGGCAUUUUCCUACCAGUCAGUCCCGUGUGGCAGGGUCAGGUGGUUUGGGUGGUGUAUGAGUAUUCUUGGGGGCAGGACCAGGACAUGACAAAGUGUGGGGCCAGGUGUUGGGGACAGCUGUCAAGUAAGUCAGGGCUUGCCCUGGGACAAACCUCAGGAUGGCCCCAAGCCAGCAGGGGCCAGUGGGCUUCACCCUGUCACCUCCCAGGAGAAGCAGCUUCCUGGUAGUGGCCCUGGCUGUCUCCCUCAAGGGUGUGCCCAGAGGCCAGCCAGCCAGGCCAGCAUGACACACAUUUUCUCUCUGUGAUACAGCAUUUCUCACGCAAGUCUUUGCAUUCCAUCGCGUCCACACGUCCUCACGAUGGGAAACAGCCGUGUGGGUAGGACAGGGAGCCUCAGCUGCUCAGGCCACGUCCUGGAUGGACAGCUUCCAAAAGAAAAGAUGCAGAGAGCCAGUCGGCUCUAGUGUGGGGUGUGUCCACAGCAGCCACAGCUCCUGGGGUUUCUGACCCAACUGGCACCCGUGGGGGCAGUGGCACCCUCUCCCUGCCCUGGGCUUGGUGACAGCCACCUCGGCUCCCGUGUCCGGCCUCGGCGGUCGGGACGCCAGGCACGUUCGUGCUCCAUGCCAGACGCGCCCAGGACACCACGGGCGUGGGGGUCGGGACAUGGCGGGGGCGUGGAUCUCCCAGCGACUCCUGUUCACCCCUGCUGCUCGUCUUCGGUUCGAGAUGACACGUUCAGAUGGGUGUGCACUUGCUCCCCACUGAGUGUUCACAAUAAAGAAGUUAUACCUCCCUGAACGUUUCCUAAUUAAGGCACCUGC
Molossus molossus (Pallas's mastiff bat) is the source of this 1348-nucleotide messenger RNA. RefSeq names its product transmembrane protein 80 (gene TMEM80). The coding region runs from base 7 to 438 and encodes 143 amino acids. Gene Ontology annotation, biological process: non-motile cilium assembly. Lineage: Eukaryota; Metazoa; Chordata; Mammalia; Chiroptera; Molossidae. The record is from RefSeq and is a predicted model, not a curated record. The transcript has 5 exons. Gene Ontology annotation, cellular component: ciliary transition zone.